AUUGAAUUAAAUUGAAUUAAAUGCACUUUAUUUCAGGAUGGAGAAACUCGACGUCAAAUUAUCGGCCAUCUUUGGUCUAAGUCUGUUUGGAACUCUCUCUGUGAUCUCGGCUAUUGGUCUCGUGACUGUUGGAAUAUAUGCCAUCCUGGAAGAAGGGAUCGUCCUUAGCAUCAAGACACCAUUGUGGGUCGGUGGAGCUGUUUUCAUUGGAGGAAUACUCACUAUCGGUAUAGCACUAUGUGGCAAGAUUUCUUAUUUGAAGAGUCUUAUUCUGAUCGUGAUAAGCGGAGCGUCGUUCCUGCUCUGUUUCGCCAGUAUGUUGCUUCUGGAGUUUGCAGAAAAGAUGAGUAUCUUCCUACCUGCAAGGCAUGAUCACAGUGGCCCAGUCUCAAUGGAUACACGGUGGCGUUCACCAUACGUCAUCUACCUCGUAUACCUGGUAUCUAGUGUAGUCGGUAUGGUCUCGGCCCUGGUAGGGUUUCUCUAUAUCUACUGUCUACUCAUCGCCCCGGUAAGGAACCGACAAUGGAAGUUAUACCAGACCCAGUCCGAAGCCACGAGCCAGGACCAGACCCAGACCGAAACCAAGAACCAGGACCAGGCACCGGAACAGCACGCCAGGACCAAGUACAAAUUCAAGAAUACACCUUCAUCCAAAGACAACAAAGACAAGAUAUCAAUGAAAAGCAGAGGACGGCACGGGAGUGAUUUGCCUGAAACUUCAUGGAUCUAUGAUUCGCAGAGUAUUCAUUCACUGGUGGCCACCCCUACCAAGGCAUUCCCAACGGAAAAAGAAACGCAACUCAAAAAGGAUGUUGUGGACGAGCUUCGGCAUACUAGCAGCUUCAAGAUUCACCGAUACCAGACCCUCCCAACCCCAUCCCCAGUUCCUCCACCCCUCCCUCCUAUAAACCCCUCCGCUCUGUAUCCUCGUCCUACCCCACCCGAGCAAGUCAAGAACGAUGUCCUGGAUGACCCUGAACCCAAGCACUGUACAGCCAAGAGCCUGGAGCAUUAUCCGAUACCAAGGAAGUACAGCCUUAGGGGUUCGAAGAGAGGAAGCAAACAUGGCAGGCAGCAUCCAAGUACGUUUAGACAGAUCAGUCCUCAAGGACACAACAGCCCUGGCGAAGGAGCUGUGAAUGUUACCAUGGAACAUCAUCAGGGAUUUCCAGACGUCUCAGAGCAGAACUUUGGCAAAGGGCAUGAUCAGGGAAACAUCGAUGAGUACCACAACACCUUCAGCACGCAUACAUCUCCUAGAAGCCCUACAGAUCAGAAGUUUGCUGCUCUGAGUGAUGAAGCAAGACCCCUGCAAACUCUGCACCAAAAUGCAAGCGAUCUGAUCAGUCUGAAACCAGUACCGGUCAAGCGAUUAUGCAGUAAAAGGAAUUCCAUGCACCAUCAGUCUGCUGCUACUCUACCAGGAUAUGACCAGAUCACACUCGAUCCACCCAGCCCUCAACAUGAUAGUGUUCAUUGUGAUGACCAGUGUUGCCUUCCAUUGCCACCGGUGCAAUUCCAGGAGAAUGGGAUGACCCACCAGAAACCUGUCAGGCACUUCAACGAUGAAGUGAGUGACAACAAGCAUAGUGAAGCUGCGCAGAAAGGCUACACAGAUAUCAACGGUCAUCCCUGGGAGGUCCACCAGGGACAAGGAGAAUCCACAGACCAGAAGACACAUCCAGUACCAAGCCAGAGGGCAGCCCAUGCAACGGAGAGCGUCUGCGAAACUGAAGCUCCACAGAUGACUCCAACCCAGGUCCACCAACUCUACCAAUCUUCCCAGAAUGAAGAGACAAAACUUGAUGCGAAGGGACAGCACAAUCUCAAUCAACAAGGAUACAUCGUUAUCCAGAAUCCAUCCACGCACUGCGAUACAUCGACUGACAUCACUGACCCAAGCUCGAGUUUUAUCGAGCAACGAUCUGACAAGCCAGUGGCACCUCCUCGUACUUCCCCAAAGCCGAAGCUGCAGCACCAAAGCCAUGUUGAGGAAGCCACCGAAGGGCCACUGCCUGUGCUGCAUCGCAGGAGCUCCAGGAAAGUCCAUGAGCGCAUUCAAGCAGUGCAGAAGAUGCUCGGGAUGGGCAGUAGCAACGCUGACAGUUCCGACCACCCAAUCGAUCAGUCCCCGCCUGUUCCAAAGGACGAAGUGGAUCACCUGCAGCCCCGCCUUGCAGCUACCAAAGUCCAGUUGGACAACUUAGAGGAUCUCUAUGUCACAUCCACAAGGUUGUAGAACGAUGGAUGCUCAAGUAUGCAUAUUUAGUUAGAACUUAAAGUUCAAGAACUCAACAAUCAGAAGAGAAUAGGUCUCUUCCCUUCAAUGGAAUUAAGAUCAAUUAAGAUUUUGAUUUCGUUCAAUAUUUCUUUUACUUGGUUCUUGCUACUACACAUUUUGGACAGGUAGCAUUGAUUUGUAGUCUUUAACAUUCAAAUUAAGUCCAAUUCUGUUAAAUUUAUCUUGCUGCAUUACCAGAAUUCAUGAUAGCUUUUAAAGCAUUUACUAAU
Strongylocentrotus purpuratus (purple sea urchin) is the source of this 2514-nucleotide messenger RNA. RefSeq lists its product as uncharacterized. NCBI's taxonomy places the organism in Eukaryota, Metazoa, Echinodermata, Echinoidea, Camarodonta, Strongylocentrotidae. The transcript is spliced from 6 exons. The record is from RefSeq and is a predicted model, not a curated record. The coding region runs from base 38 to 2242 and encodes 734 amino acids.